AUGAAGAUAUGGCUGGUACUUCUUUUAGUUUUUGCCACGGUGUUUGCCGAGACAGAUUAUUAUAAAGUUCUUGGAGUAGCUAAAAAUGCGGAUGAAAAAGAUAUCAAGAAGGCCUACAGAUCGUUGAGUAAGAAGUUUCAUCCAGAUAAGAACCCGGGUGAUGAUGAAGCCGCUCAAAAGUUCAUUCAAGUUGGAGAAGCUUAUGAUGUGCUUGGUGAUCCCGAGAAGCGUCAAAGGUAUGACAGAUUUGGAGCAGAAGGACUGGACUCAAGACAGGAACAAUUCCAUGAUCCAUUUGACAUGUUUCAACAGUUCUUCGGAGGAGGUGGACAGCAACACAGAGGCAAACCAAAGGGUAAGAGUUCCUUGUUACAUUUAGAAUUCAGUCUACAAGACUUUUACAAUGGUGCUAGUAACGACUUUAGAAUCGAAAUGCAGAAUAUCUGUGAAACUUGUUCUGGAUCAGGUUCACAAGACGGGAAAGUUCAUCAAUGUGACACUUGCAAAGGGCACGGGCGUGUUGUUCAAACGAGACAGUUUGGUGGUGGCAUGCAACAGAGGUUUGAAACAAUUUGCCCAAAAUGUUCAGGAACAGGAAAUCUGAUCACUCACAAGUGUAAGAAAUGCCAAGGAAACCGUGUAGUUAGAGGACCCAGAAUUCACAAUGUGCAUUUGGGGGCGGGAACUAGUAGGAACCAUGUUGAGAUCCUGGAAGGUCAGGGAGACCAGUCUCCAGACUGGAUUGCAGGUGAUCUACAAAUCAUGUUCAAGGAGAAAGCCGAAGGCAACAUGGGGUAUAGAAGAAUAGGAAACAACCUGUACAGAGACGAAGCAUUAACGCUGAAAGAGGCAUUGCAUGGUGGCUGGGAGAGACAAAUUGCGUUUUUGGAUAAAAUAGAGAACACGAUUACUCUUUCCAAGAAGAAAGGAGAGGUGGUAGUUGACGGCCAAGUAGACACCAUCAAGGGUAGAGGGAUGCCAUUACAUGACCACUAUGACGAACAUGGUGAUCUCUUUAUCAAGUACCAUAUCAUUUACCCGCAACAAAUUAGAGACGAAUUGUGA
This is a messenger RNA of Komagataella phaffii GS115, 1065 nucleotides long. Its product is annotated as One of several homologs of bacterial chaperone DnaJ, located in the ER lumen. Gene Ontology annotation, molecular function: Hsp70 protein binding. Bases 1 to 1065 code for a protein of 354 amino acids. The record is from RefSeq and is a predicted model, not a curated record. Gene Ontology annotation, cellular component: cytoplasm. Gene Ontology annotation, biological process: protein refolding. Lineage: Eukaryota; Fungi; Ascomycota; Pichiomycetes; Pichiales; Pichiaceae. The transcript has a single exon.